This is a messenger RNA of Etheostoma spectabile (orangethroat darter), 1063 nucleotides long. Its product is annotated as olfactory receptor 8K3. Lineage: Eukaryota; Metazoa; Chordata; Actinopteri; Perciformes; Percidae. Gene Ontology annotation, biological process: G protein-coupled receptor signaling pathway. The transcript has 2 exons. Gene Ontology annotation, cellular component: membrane. Gene Ontology annotation, molecular function: G protein-coupled receptor activity; olfactory receptor activity. The record is from RefSeq and is a predicted model, not a curated record. The annotation marks the transcript as partial.
CUUCUCCUGCAGGCGUCGACUGAUCCGAAGCUCCAAUCUCCGAUGUAUUUCUUCCUCUACCACCUCGCCUUUGUGGACAUCGUCUACACCGCAACCAACAUCCCCAAGAUGCUCUCCGGCUUCCUGAUAGACGUGAACACCAUCUCAGUCCCGGGCUGCUUCCUCCAGAGGCAAUUUGUCAUUCAACUAGCAGUUACUGAAUACGCCAUCCUGACCGUCAUGGCGUACGACCGCUACGUGGCCAUCUGCCACCCGCUGCGCUACACCGCCAUCAUGACCCGGACCGUCCGGCUGCUCCUCAUCAUAGGAGCCUGGGCCUUCGGCACCUUCUGCUCGCUGCCGUCCACUUUCAUGACCUGGCAGCGGACUUACUGCGGCCCGAAUGUAAUAACACAUGCCUGGUGCGACCCGUCGUCUGUGAGGCGGCUGGUCUGCGGCGACACCACGCCAGAUAACAUUGUGUCCAUUUCCUUCGCCAUAGUGUCGCUUCUCACCACAGGAGUCCUCAUCCUCACAUCCUAUAUCCUGAUUGGUAUUUCCAUAUCGAGGAUGAGUGUUGCUCAAAGGCUGAAGGCCUUCGGGACGUGUGCCGCCCACCUGACUGUGGUGUCCACCUCCUACAGCAUGACCUCGUUUGUAUACAUCUCCUACCGGGUGGGGAACUUUUCAUCUGGGGAACGUAUCAUUGUGGCUGUGGUGUUCUCCACUCUGACUCCUUUCCUGAACCCGAUGAUCUACAGUCUGAGGAACAAGGAGCUCCGUGAGUCCAUCAGGAGGACCCUGAGCAGGUUCAGACCUGGAGAGAAAGCCUACUAACCCCACGCCCACAAACUGAACAACUUGAUGUCCAUUUGCACAACAACCUAAUAUGCUUUUAAAACUAGUCUUUUGGAAUUUAUUGGAAUAUAAUGUGCCAGUCACCGGAUAUAACCCUGAUUGAGAUGCAGAUUUCAAAUGCGAUGUAUACAUGUCCAAAGAACACUUCUAAAACCAGAAUAAUACCGGCAUCUCCAACAUGUCUUAAUAGAAAAAUGCUAAAUCUGUAAAAAGGCCUUAUUCGGUA